Messenger RNA from Lactuca saligna, 441 nucleotides. The record is from the annotation of a GenBank genome assembly. Lineage: Eukaryota; Viridiplantae; Streptophyta; Magnoliopsida; Asterales; Asteraceae.
AUGCCGAUGAAACAACUGAAAACGGAUGAGUUCUUGACAGAAAACGAGAAACAAGAUCUGGAGAAUGGAAAGGAGUUUGAGGUGGGAUUAUUGGGGCCAACAUUGAGAUUGCAUCAGAAACCAAUGGUGAUGAAGAUGUGGCGAUUGAAAAGCACAGGCAGACGCAGUUAUGUGUUGAAGACGAACUGGAAUGAGUUUGUGAAAGAGAACGAGAAGGAAAUGAAGCGACAUUCAAAGAUUCAGAUGGCGACAAACAGGUUUAAAAUUUCCGGUGAUCUUGGAUCAGAAACUGUUCGUUUUUCCAUUCUUGAUUUUGAUUCUUCAUCUAGUGAUUUGAAUUCGAGCAAGUUUAAUGUUUUGGGUGAGAUCUGGAAACGAAAUCGUUUUCUUCAUCCUCGAUUUCGUCUUUCUCAAUGGGUAUGGAAGUUUCCGGCGACUUGA